Sardina pilchardus (European sardine) is the source of this 2352-nucleotide messenger RNA. Its product is annotated as leucine-rich repeat-containing protein 19-like. The transcript is spliced from 4 exons. The coding region runs from base 428 to 1510 and encodes 360 amino acids. Gene Ontology annotation, biological process: interleukin-8 production; positive regulation of non-canonical NF-kappaB signal transduction. The record is from RefSeq and is a predicted model, not a curated record. Gene Ontology annotation, cellular component: plasma membrane. NCBI's taxonomy places the organism in Eukaryota, Metazoa, Chordata, Actinopteri, Clupeiformes, Clupeidae. Gene Ontology annotation, molecular function: signaling receptor activity; protein binding.
CAGGCCACACAAAUAUAGCGGAGAGGAGAAGGCAUGUAAGCACAGCAGUGGUGGAGGACCGCGAGCAAGCCACAUAAACCAGUGGUCCCCCACACAAAGACACCCUUUGUGCGGCUCUUUUAAAGACUGUGCUUUUUUAUCGCAGAGGUUAUGCAUUAUCCUACAGGGGCGGAGUGGGUAGGGCGGAGGGGUUCUCUCUUAAUUCUGUCCAAAAAACAAUUCUGUGGAGUGUGGAUCUGCUGACAACGCCUUCCAAAGAGGACGGAGAGUCGAGCGCACUCGAACCUUUCACGAGCGAUCAAGAUUGGCAUCCGUCUGGCUCAAUGCCAUACACCUUCUCUGUGGUGUGACGGGGAUGCGAUUGUGCACUUGGACGUGAUGCAGUUGUGAUGUGGCCGAGUGCUGAAGUUUGUUUCCUUUCUGUGACAUGACCGCAGGUAAAGAAAGGAUCAUGGCUUUGUGCAUAGUGCUACUGCUGUGUAUGGGAGGACUAGCAACGUCUACCGUUGGAACAGAGGUCGUAGAGGAUUUCACCAACAAAACAUUGAAAUGUAUCCCCGAGCCCUCUUCUGAAAACAUCACCAAGUUGAUUCUCAGCAACAACUUCAUAAACCUGUGCAGCUCAGACGUGGCUGCUCUGAGCAAGUACAAGAACCUGACAGAACUCGAUCUCAGCAGCAAUGCCAUCAGUGCCCUGCCUGAUAACCUGCUGUCCAGCCUCCCUGCACUGAGAGUCCUCAACCUCUCCCACAACAACCUCAGUUCGCUGGAGCCCGCCACGCAGUGUGACUCGCUGACUGAGCUGGAUCUCUCCCACAACCACAUACUGUCCCUGCCUGAGGACAUGUUUUUGAGGUUGCCCAGCCUGGAGAGACUUCACUUGCAGGGCAACAGACUCAACACGCUAACAAAGGAAAUAGUCUCAACACAGGUCGAGAAAUUACAGCUGUUAGCUUUGGAGGACAAUCCUUGGAACUGCUCUUGCGAGUUUGUGAAGCUUGCCAAAUGGAUUAACAGCACCGGUUUACUAACAAGUACUCAAGCAACAUGUGCCACACCACCAGGCAAAAGCAUCCUCGACGACAGCGUGUGCGCUAUUGAAUCGUCAAAGACACCUUCUCCCACAGACUCCAAUGUAGGUGAGGACACCAACGGUAGUGGAGGACUCCCGGUGGUUGGGAACACCUGGAAGUUCCUUGUCGGGGUAGUGGUCAUUGCCCUCAGCACGUCGGUGGUCAUCGUUUGCGCCGUGAAGUCGCCCUCCUGGUACAAGCUGAUCUUCAACUACAGGCACCAGCGCCUGCGCGAGGAGGAGGCGUCCCACGUCUCGGUCACGGGACGCUACUCCAACUUCAGCCUGGAGACGGAGCAGACGGAGACCAGCGCCCACGAGCUGGACGAGGGACUGGACUGCGAGAUGCCCGACGACGAGGAGUUGGAGGACGAGGACGGCUUCAUAGAGGACCGCUACAUUGAGCCGGAGGACUACAAAGACCACAACGAAUCCUGAGGAACGGAACUGUGAUGGAUGUAUCUCAUCUUGGACGAGCGAAACGAGACUGCAGAAGGCUCCCAACCAGGGAUUUUUCGGAAGACGUGAGCCAUCGCUUGAGUAUGUAGGACUGUGAUUGGGAUGGGCUCUCUCAUUCCAGGAGGAUAUGUUUGUGUUUAUGAUAUGAAGGCUCCGUGAACACAUCCAGGCGCCCUUAUGCCCUGACAGAACAUUAAGCCAUGUGGAGACCUCUGUGCUAUGAUUCAUAACCACUCAUCCUGCAGUGUAACUAAACUAAAAUCAUAACUGCAAUCAUUCAUGCUUCUUACAGAGAUGUAAACGAGAGGUAUCCAUCUUGGUGUGUUGUUGAGGGAUUGUUGUAGUGUACUCUUCCGUGAAAUCAACAAUCUAACAAAGGUUAUGACGAUGAACAUGAAUGAGAUAACAAAGGUUAUGAUGAUGAACGUCUAAAUGUGAAAGAUCGUUUUCUGGUGUUUGAAGGUUUUUAAAGUCUGAUGACCUCACUGAAUUUAAUCCUUGGUAAAGUUCGACACAUGGAAGAGCUGAUGUUCAAUGAUCACCGUUGAUGUUUACUGUUGUAAAGCAAUCCUGUCUGCUUGUCACGGCUGCAGUGGACACACUAUGAGUACGUUUGCUAUUUGAUUGAGCACUUUUAACAGAAAAUUCACAUACAUUUGGCUGGCUAUUACAAGCCACCAGUCUUUUCACUCGAGAAAUAAAAAGAAUAUUGAGGCGACUCAAUUUAAAUACAUUCAACAUACUUACUCUCUUCUCUCAGUAAAAAUGACAUCCAUGCUUUUGGCCUCUCUGUCAUUCUGGGCUCUCAACUGAAAAAGAAA